Molecule: messenger RNA, 1977 nt
Organism: Molossus molossus (Pallas's mastiff bat)
Lineage: Eukaryota; Metazoa; Chordata; Mammalia; Chiroptera; Molossidae
Gene: SLC43A3
Product: solute carrier family 43 member 3
Exons: 13
Coding region: 304-1776 (490 amino acids)
Biological process (GO): transmembrane transport
Molecular function (GO): transmembrane transporter activity
Source: RefSeq, a predicted model, not a curated record
UCCUUCCGGGCUCCGGGGCAACCGCACAGCAGGGAGGGGCACAGCCACAAAGUGGCGCGAAUCCGAACAACCGGAGAGCCCGGAGGAGGCCGGUAGGGCGCGCGCACCGGGGAAGGCUUUAGCAGCUGUGGCCACCGGGGGUCAGAAGACACACCCAACACAAAGCCCAGAACAGCGGGGACUGGAAAGCUCUGUGAGCCGAAGGCCAGGCCGCCAGAGGAAGUUUCAAGUGCUCCAGCCCCAGGCCGUGCACCUCCUGUGGUCAGUGCCAGUGGGAUCUGAGGAUCAACUGUACCCCAGGCCAUGCCAGGCCAGGGACUGCCCCUGCACGUAGCCACCCUGUUGACAGGGCUGUUGGAAUGCCUAGGCUUCGCCGGCGUCCUCUUCGGCUGGGCGUCCCUGGUAUUUGUCUUCAAAACAGAGCAUUACUUUGAGGAGCUGUGUGAGCCGAAUGCCGGGCUGCUGGGCAAUGCCACGGGCCAAGAUGAUUGCAGAGCCCAAGAUGAGAGGUUCUCCCUCAUCUUCACCGUGGCAUCCUUCAUGAACAACUUCAUGACCUUCCCCACUGGCUACAUCUUUGAUCGUUUCAAGACCACCGUGGCCCGCCUCAUAGCCAUAUUUCUCUACACCUGUGCCACGCUCAUCAUUGCCUUCACCUCUGCAGGCUCAGCCGUGCUGCUCUUCCUGGCCAUGCCCAUGCUCACCGUCGGGGGAAUCCUGUUUCUGAUCACCAACCUGCAGGUUGGGAACCUAUUUGGCAAACACCGCUCGACCAUCAUCACCCUCUACAAUGGAGCAUUUGACUCGUCCUCGGCCGUCUUUCUUAUCAUUAAGCUCCUUUAUGAACAGGGCAUCAGCCUCAGGGCCUCCUUCAUCUUUCUCUCUGUCUGCAGUGCCUGGCAUGUUGGGCGUACCUUCCUCCUGAUGCCCCGGGGGCAAAUCCCCUACCCACUGCCCCCCAACUACAGCUAUGGCCUGUGCUCUGGGGAUAGCGCCAGAGAGAAGAAGGAAACUGCAGAGUCCAAAAUGAUGGAUCUACAGUCCCAGGAGUUUCUGUCACCAAAGGAAGAGAUCCCAGGACCAGGACAGCUGGAGGAACCCCGUUCUUUCUGGAGCUAUGUUUUCUCCCGGCGCUUUGCCUGGCACCUGGUGUGGCUGUCUGUGAUACAGCUGUGGCACUACCUCUUUAUUGGCACCCUCAACUCUCUGCUGACCAACCUGGCCAAUGACGACAGAGCACUGGUCAGCAGCUACACAAAUGCCUUUGCCAUCACGCAGUUCUUUGGAGUGUUCUGUGCCCCCUGGAACGGCCUGCUCAUGGACCGGCUUAAACAGAAGUACCAGAAGGAAGCGAAAAAGACAGGUUCUUCGGCCUCAGCAGCAGCCCUUUCCUCAGCGGUGCCUUCGCUGGCCCUGACAUCUUUGCUGUGCCUGGCCUUCGCCCUCUGUGCCUCAGUCCCCGUCCUCCCGCUCCAGUACAUCACCUUCAUCCUGCAAGUGAUCAGCCGCUCCUUCCUCUACGGGGGCAACGCUGCCUUCCUCACCCUCGCUUUCCCCGCGGAGCACUUUGGGAAGCUCUUCGGGGUCGCGAUGGCCCUGUCAGCCAUUGUGUCUCUGCUGCAGUUCCCUAUCUUCACUCUCAUCAGAGGGCCCCUGCAGAACAACCCGUUCUACGUGAACCUGACGCUGGUGCUGGUCACUCUCCUGACCUUCGUCCACCCCUUCUUGCUGCGCCGGGAAUGCCGGGAGAAAGGAGCGCCCCCUGCAGCCCCUUAGUUCAGAAGACCUCGCUUUUCGACCCUUCACAUGCUUUUGCUCCUCUUUGUUGGAGAACCCCGUGCCCCAAAAGAUGUUGCCUGUUUACACUACUUGUAUUAAAUAACCAUUAUUUUCUCUUUUAAAAGAAAGAUGGCCCUGGCUGGUUUGGCUCAGUGGUUAGGUCGCUGGGCCUCAGAUCCAAGAGUCAUGGGUUUGAUU